UGAUAUUUGUUUAAAUGGAAAAACGGCUCUUUAUAAUCGUGAUAAAAUGAAAGAAAGAAGAAGACUUAUUCAAGAAGCAGGAAUGCGCCCGCUUAUGGUUUGGGAAUGUACUAUUAGGAAACAGCUGGAAGAAAAGGAAGAUAUGGCCUUUUUCUUCAAUGAAUUGCCUGAUAUUGGUCCACUUUUUCCAAGAGACGCAUUUCAUGUAAAUAUUAAUUUAAGACUAUUAAUUCAAUUAUAUAGGGCGGAAGAACGGGUCCCCAGAGUUUAA
Molecule: messenger RNA, 271 nt
Organism: Meloidogyne enterolobii
Lineage: Eukaryota; Metazoa; Nematoda; Chromadorea; Rhabditida; Meloidogynidae
Source: the annotation of a GenBank genome assembly